This is a messenger RNA of Adineta steineri, 996 nucleotides long. Lineage: Eukaryota; Metazoa; Rotifera; Eurotatoria; Adinetida; Adinetidae. The record is from the annotation of a GenBank genome assembly.
AUGAGAAUCAGAAAUUUUAUUUCAUGGUUUCAUGAUUAUAUACAUAAUUACAAUCUGUUUAUACCAGACGAAGAUCAUUAUGAGAAUGACAAUGAUCAGCCAAUAGAUCCAGCAAUACGUGUCAAGCAACAGAAACAUUCUACAUGGCUUCCAACAAGUCGUAUCAUUACCAUUUCAAAUCUAACCCCAUUACUCUAUGACCAACUUCAUCAUGAAUAUGAUGGAACACUCUCAUAUCCAUGUUCAACUAUUACCAUACCUUAUAGUACCUUCGUUACCAAUAAUGUCUUAUUUCAUCCUGUAUGUUCGAGUGUUUUUGUUAGUAGAGAAUGGAUUGAAGGAUUUUAUCUACCGGCAGCCAAUGCAUACCUAGCGGUUGAUUUUCGGACAACGGCAUUUUCUCAGUUCGAAUUGUUAGCUGCUCUUUGUUCAAUCUCGAACGAUAUAGUUUCAAAAGCAUUAUUAGAUAUUCAAAAUAAACAAAUUGUUACAGUUGAACUUCUCGAAGAAGAAGAUAUUCAAUUGCAAGUAGAAGCCAUGGUUGAACUUGUUCAAGCAACAGCACAUGCUCAAAUUACUUCAUUUUUACAACUUGUUCAAAUGAUGUAUCGUUCCAAUACUCUCGUGUCUGCGUUUGGGACGAAUGCAGUUGUUCAAAUAAGCUCUUAUGCAGCAUCGAUCUCUUCUACGUAUCAAGUGAACCCAAACAAUACUUAUAGUCUCGGAUCAAGCGCUUUAAGUUGCACUGAAACGAACAUGAUAACUCCAGCUGUUUUCUAUGCUCAACCGUUAGAUACGGACGUAGUUGAUCAUGUAUAUUGGCCUGUUUACUAUGAUGUCAAUAAUGUUAAUUCAAUCGUUUCUGCAAGCGUCGACGGAUUCUUUGGAGGAUGUUUUCCUCUGGAUGCUGUUCUUGCGAGUACACUUGAUUGUUUGUACAAUGUUCAAUGUCUAGAAAUUUUAUUCAAUUAUUUUCCAGCUCUUAAUCAAGUAUAA